Messenger RNA from Diaporthe batatas, 189 nucleotides. RefSeq lists its product as uncharacterized. The coding region runs from base 1 to 189 and encodes 62 amino acids. The transcript has 2 exons. NCBI's taxonomy places the organism in Eukaryota, Fungi, Ascomycota, Sordariomycetes, Diaporthales, Diaporthaceae. The record is from RefSeq and is a predicted model, not a curated record.
AUGCGCAGGCUCAGGGGGGGCAGAAUCUGCAGGGCAGGUGGGCGGCUGGAUGGGCGCAGCUCAGAUGCGGUGGAGGUUGCCCAAAACAGCAGUCAUCAACAGGAGCAGGACGAAUCAGAGCCUGGUGCCGAGAAAGACAGGUGGGGACUGGCAGGACGGCGUGCCAGCGUUCAGGGGUUGAGUGGUUGA